AUGGAAGCUGUUGAGGAGGCCCGUGUCUUUGCGCAAGCCAAAAUCCAUGACCGUAUCGGCAGCCUUCGUACAAGAGCUCGAAGGUUGAAGCAACUGGACAAGGAUGAGUGCCUUCCAGACACUGCCAAAGAAAGCAAGAAGGAGCAGGAUGGCGACGCGAGUCAUCGACAAGCUGACUCUGCAGGGCUUCAGAGCAGAGAGCGAAGUCCGGAUGGUCUGCGCCAGGCUCCUCGGCGGCGGAGGCCGUCAGGGAGACCCGUGUUGGCGUUCUCCUUCAAGACACCUUCGGCACCAAAGCCGGCUUUGGAACGUGAUGGCUCUGUCAGCAGCACUUUCCACUUGAGUCUGCCGCCGCCAAGUUCGCCCAAGCCGCAGCUGAGUUUCAGGCUUGAAUGCCGCGCUGCCUGGAGUCCUUCACCGCUGUCAGCCCGCCGGCCAUCCAAGUCCUGCUCGGCCGGCUCUUGGUGCCAGCCUGGGCAAGCGUGCCGUGGGGGCACUUGGGGCGAGACGGGCUUUGCAGGUCUGCUGGGCAGUGGAUCGCGAGAGUUCAGCGGUUUCGAGACGAAGCCGGAAUUGAGACCGGAUUGUGGAGGCAUGUGCCUGGAUGCCGACGAACAGCUUCCAGAAUGCGUGCACACCGAGGAAGGUGCGCAGCUGGAUGAACUGCACGAAGCCUUCUGGCAGGUUGAGCCGAAGCAGGAAAACAGGAUUUCCACGGGUAGUGGGCUGCACCAGGCACUCCGUUGGCUCGGUCAUUGUCAUACCUUCGAGCGGCUGCAGCAGUUGAUCUACGAGGUGGAUCCUGGAGGCACCCAACUGCUGGACUUCACAGCGUUUGUGAGGCUUGUGCUGAACUGCCGUGACUUUGAACGGCGAGCAGCUGUGGCUGCCUUCCAUGCUGCGGAUGCCAGGAAGACAGGGCUGCUGGACGACCAGGCAGCACGUGGUGCUCUUCAGCAGCUGGGCUUGGAUGGCAAGCUGCCGCAGUCGAGGGAAACUGGCAUGGACCUGAACGACUUCUUGCUGUUGGUGGCUCGCCUUCAGAAAGAGAGGCUGCCCUUCUUGCGCGCCAACUACCUCUUCUCACCGGUGGAGCUUGGAACCUUGAGGCUGGAGUUCAACCGGGUUGCUGCCGAUGGCUCAGGCAAAGUCAACAGGCAGGAGCUGGAGAACCUGGUCGAGCAGAUCUUCCCAGCGCACGCGCGCUCGCCGCAGUAUGGCGAGGUCCUUCUUUGCAGCGAAGACGACAUGCUGGGACGCCCCCUGGACAGAUGCACAACUUCUGCCGACUUGACUAUGCCAGAAAUCCUACAGGGCUUCCAAGCAGAUGAAGUCUUCACUGGUACAGAACUUCGCUUAUUGCAGGUGGGGCUUACUCUACAGCGGGCGGAGCUGCAGACUCAGUUGAAGCCAAAGGUGGCGAACAAAACUUCCCAGACCCCAUUCCAGCAGAGGUAUGUGCAGGUGCCAACUGAAGAUCUCGCUUGGGCCCGUCAGCAAUCGACACAGACCAACCCGCUGCUUUCUGUUGAUGAGCUCACGAGUUCCUUGGGUGGCAUGGGCACAGGCUGGCAUGGCUUUGGCAGGAUUCCAGAGCACAGAGCAGAGUGGAUUGCAUUCACCGACUACGACCCGACGCGCGGUUUCGUGAUGGGUGAUAUUCAGAUUGGACCAGCCCAAGAUGAAUCUGAUGUAACGCACUACAACGUUUUCUGGGCUUCCAAUGGCACUGUCAUGGACUUCAUUGUCGCUUUACCUCUCGGUAGCUAUGUGCACCACCUGCAUGCUCAGGCAGAUGACAAGAAAGGUGUUCCGAUCCCCAAGUCGGCAAACGAAAUGUUUGUUUUCACUUCAAACUCGGCCGGAAUGAUGGACAAGGGAGCAUCCGUGUCAGUCUUCGACCACUGGCAACCGCCCGUCCGGCUUCUGAACGAGAGGUCCCAGGGGGUCAAGUUCCUUGAGUUCCUGCCGCUGAUCUGCGCCAUCCGAGAGGAAGCGGAGAGACUCCAGUGUGCGGUUUAUGCCCAGACCAUCCGGCAUCUUGAGUUCAGCUUUCGCGAAGCCUCCGAGUUUCUGUCAGUCUUUCUGUCAGCUUCAGCGGAAGCCCGGCGAAUACUGUCAAAGGAUGCCUUGGCCACCUUGUUCAUCCACUGCUUCGAGAUGUCAGACAGUGAGUGCCAUCAGCUGCAUGAGUGCAUCGCGCUGAGUGCAAAGCCCAUUCCCUUGCCGAGCAGCAGCAGCGUUGCACCGACAUCGUGCAGUUCAAGCAGUUUCGCUGAGAAUGGACCCUCUCAACUUAGUCAAUCACCGACACUUCCCAUUGACGGAGCACGCACGCCGGCAGAGGAGACUUGCAUGGAUUUCCUGGAUUUCCUCACAAUCAUGAGAAGAGUUAUCGAAGCUGGACUGGGGGGCGCACUCCUGAAAAGCAGUGGAGGCACGAGUUGA
Molecule: messenger RNA, 2448 nt
Organism: Symbiodinium natans
Lineage: Eukaryota; Dinophyceae; Suessiales; Symbiodiniaceae
Source: the annotation of a GenBank genome assembly